Messenger RNA from Prorocentrum cordatum, 330 nucleotides. Lineage: Eukaryota; Dinophyceae; Prorocentrales; Prorocentraceae. The record is from the annotation of a GenBank genome assembly.
AUGUCGCGGUGCCGCGCCGCGGCGGCGCACGUUUUUUGUGGUGCUUGGCCGCAGCGGUGCCGGUCCACCGCUCCCAGGCUCGAGUCGGGCCGAUGUCUCUGGAGGAGGACGACGAUUUUGCCGCCGCGGGCGCCGAUUUCGAGCGAAUUUAGUCUGCCGAGUGUCACUCUCAUGAUUCUCGGUUAUCAUGCUACGUUGAUCGAUUUGUCUGACCCAGCGCACUGCUGGGGAAGGCCACUGAACACGCUUCCUGGUGUGCCGCUGUCUUGUCCUGAGCACCUUGCCACGUUGUCAUUGUACGAGGGCGAAAUUGCACUCAGCCAGGCAUGA